AUGACGGAAUGUUGUCCAUACAUUCAUCAUUCCGCACUUAUCCUUGUCAGAGGAGAAGAGGAUGACGACAAAGGAGUAGAUUUUGAUGACGACAGAAGAAUAGGUGAUGACGACAGAGGAGCUGAUGAUGACGACAGAGGAGCUGAUGAUGACGAUAGAGGAAUAGGUGAUGACGACAGAGGAAUAGGUGAUGACGACAGAGGAGUAGAGGAUGACGACAGAGGAGCUGAUGAUGACGACAGAGGAAUAGGAGAAGAUGAUGACGACAGAGGAGCUGAUGAUGACGACAGUGGAGUAGAGGAUGACGACAGAGGAGCUGAAGUUGACGACAGAGAAGAAGAGGAUGACGACAGAGGAGCUGAUGUUGACGACAAAGGAGUAGCGGAUGACGACAGAGGAGCCGAUGAUGACGGCAGUGGAGCUGACGAUGACGGAAGAGGAGUAAAAAAUGACGAUAGAGGAGCUGAUGAUGACGACAGAGGAACAGGUGAUGACGACAGAGGAGCUGAUGUUGACGACAGAGGAGUAGAGGAUGACGAUAGAGGAGCUGAUGCUGACGACAGAGGAGUAGAAGAUGACGAUAGAAGAGCUGAUGAUGACAACAGAGGCUGA
This is a messenger RNA of Ylistrum balloti, 612 nucleotides long. RefSeq lists its product as uncharacterized. Bases 1 to 612 code for a protein of 203 amino acids. The record is from RefSeq and is a predicted model, not a curated record. The transcript has 3 exons. NCBI's taxonomy places the organism in Eukaryota, Metazoa, Mollusca, Bivalvia, Pectinida, Pectinidae.